GCCAUCUUCUCCCACCACGACCCAAAAACCCACCCAUCUUUCGUCAUCAUUUCAAACGCCCCCACCUAGGACCGAUCGACAAUACCCAACGCGGACUCCGACCCACCCUUGACCGAUCCAUGGAGAUCGCCCCGGCCCCGCCGCCGUCCGCUGACCGGGACAUCCCAAUCGAUACCGGCAAGACGUCGUCGUCUCAGGAGAACGAAGCGAGCGCCGCGGCGGCGGCGGCGACGACGACCUUGUCUUCGUCGGCGUCGUCGGUGGCGGUCAAGUACGACGAUGAGGAAGAGGAGGAGGACGUGUGCCGGAUCUGUAGAAACCCGGGCGACGCCGAUAACCCGCUCCGGUACCCGUGCGCUUGUAGCGGAAGCAUCAAAUUUGUGCACCAGGAUUGCCUCCUGCAGUGGCUCAAUCACAGCAAUGCUCGCCAAUGCGAGGUUUGCAAGCAUGCAUUUUCCUUCUCUCCAGUUUAUGCUGAGAAUGCCCCUGCAAGGCUUCCUUUUCAAGAGUUUGUAGUUGGGAUGGCAAUGAAAACUUGCCAUGUUCUGCAAUUCUUUCUGCGCCUUAGUUUUGUGCUUUCUGUUUGGCUCCUCAUUAUACCUUUUAUUACAUUUUGGAUAUGGCGGUUGGCUUUUGUGAGGAGUUUUGGUGAAGCUCAGAGAUUAUUCCUUAGUCAUUUAUCCACUACAGUAAUCCUUACCGAUUGUCUACAUGGGUUCCUACUUUCUGCUAGCAUUGUGUUUAUUUUUCUCGGGGCCACUUCUCUGAGGGAUUACUUCAGGCAUUUACGUGAGCUAGGAGGACAGGAUGCUGACAGAGAAGAUGAAGGGGAAAGAAAUGGUGCCCGUGCUGCAAGGAGAGCUCCUGGACAAGCUAACAGGAACUUUGUUGGUGAUGUGAAUGGGGAAGAUGCUGCCGGAGCACAAGGGAUUGCCGGAGCAGGUCAAAUGAUUAGAAGGAAUGCAGAAAAUGUUGCUGCUCGGUGGGAGAUGCAGGCAGCUCGUCUUGAAGCUCAUGUGGAACAGAUGUUUGAUGGUCUGGAUGAUGCUGAUGGCGCCGAGGAUGUACCGUUUGAUGAGCUCGUUGGCAUGCAGGGACCUGUAUUUCAUUUAGUUGAAAAUGCAUUCACUGUUCUGGCCAGCAAUAUGAUAUUCCUUGGUGUAGUAAUCUUUGUGCCUUUCUCAAUUGGUCGGAUUAUACUCUAUCAUUUGUCUUGGCUUUUCUCCACUGCUACUCGUCCGGUAUUGUCCACGGUCAUGCCACUCACAGAAUCAGCCCUUUCCUUGGCAAAUGUGACAUUGAAGAAUGCAUUAACAGCCGUAACGAAUGUAUCAUCUGAAAGCCAACAAAGUGGUAUGGUUGGCCAGGUUGAAGAGACCUUGAAAGCAAACAUGAGUGGACUAAAUGAGGUAGCAAACAAUAUAAGUUCACCACUUUCAGCAGACUUCCUGAAAGGGGCAACACUUGGGACAUCAAGGCUGUCUGAUGUUACAACUCUUGCUAUUGGAUACAUGUUUAUAUUCUCCCUAGUUUUCUUCUACCUUGGCAUUGUUGCUUUGAUUCGGUACACUAGGGGUGAGCCAUUGACUUUGGGAAGGUUCUACGGUAUUGCUUCUAUGGCAGAGACAAUUCCAUCUCUCUUCAGGCAGUUCUUGGCAGCAAUGAGGCAUUUGAUGACUAUGAUUAAGGUUGCAUUUCUUCUAGUCAUUGAACUGGGGGUAUUUCCAUUGAUGUGUGGAUGGUGGCUAGAUGUUUGCACAAUAAGGAUGUUUGGGAAGUCCAUGUCUCACAGGGUUCAAUUCUUCUCAGCAUCUCCCUUAGCCAGUUCACUGGUCCAUUGGGUUGUUGGAAUUGUAUACAUGCUACAAAUAAGCAUAUUCGUCAGUCUUCUUCGAGGGGUUCUGCGUAAUGGAGUUCUUUAUUUCCUUAGAGAUCCAGCUGAUCCAAACUACAAUCCCUUCCGCGAUCUUAUUGAUGAUCCGGUGCACAAACAUGCCCGCAGGGUCCUGUUAUCUGUUGCGGUGUAUGGGAGUUUAAUUGUGAUGCUGGUGUUUUUACCGGUUAAACUAGCUAUGCGGAUGGCACCUUCCAUUUUUCCUCUUGACAUCUCGGUGUCGGACCCAUUUACUGAAAUUCCUGCGGACAUGCUUCUUUUUCAAAUAUGCAUUCCAUUCGCCAUUGAGCAUUUCAAAUUACGGACAACGAUUAAAUCCCUCCUCCGUUAUUGGUUUACGGCAGUUGGUUGGGCACUUGGUUUAACGGAAUUCUUACUUCCCAGACCUGAGGACAAUGGUGCUCAGGAAAAUGGAAAUGCAGAGCCAGGUAGACAGGAUAGAGUACAAGUUCAACUAGGGGUACAUGAUCAGGCUUUGGUGGCACUUCCAGGUGCUGAUGAUCCUAAUGCGGGCAUUCUUGCAUCAGGGGACUCAAUUGUCACAGAAGAGUAUGACACAGAUGAACAAUCUGAUUCUGAAAGGUACAGUUUUGUGCUUCGCAUUGUACUCUUGUUGGUGGUGGCUUGGAUGACGUUACUUGUCUUCAACUCUGCCUUAAUAGUCGUACCAACCUCACUUGGAAGGGCAAUUUUCAAUGUCAUUCCUUUUCUCCCUAUAACACAUGGAAUCAAGUGCAAUGAUUUGUAUGCUUUCAUCAUUGGAAGCUACAUAAUAUGGACUGCUGUGGCCGGAGUAAGAUACUCAAUUGAGCAUAUUCGAACAAAGAGGGUUGCAGUUCUGUUAGGCCAGAUCUGGAAGUGGUGUGCCAUUGUUAUCAAGAGUUCCGCACUUUUGUCAAUAUGGAUUUUUGUCAUUCCGGUAUUGAUUGGGCUGCUCUUUGAGCUUCUGGUGAUCGUGCCGAUGCGUGUGCCUGUUGAUGAAAGCCCAGUGUUCUUGCUUUACCAGGACUGGGCAUUGGGCCUUAUUUUUCUCAAGAUAUGGACUAGACUGGUUAUGUUGGAUCACAUGAUGCCACUGGUGGAUGAAACAUGGCGAGUAAAGUUCGAAAGGGUGAGGGAAGACGGUUUCUCUAGGCUGCAAGGUCUUUGGGUGCUUCGCGAGAUUGUAUUCCCAAUCAUAAUGAAGUUGUUGACUGCCCUGUGUGUGCCUUACGUACUUGCCAGGGGGCUAUUUCCUGUUCUCGGUUACCCAUUAGUGGUGAAUUCAGCAGUCUAUCGGUUUGCCUGGCUGGGAUGCCUUUGCUUUAGCCUGUUGUGCUUUUGCGCCAAGAGAUUCCAUGUCUGGUUCACCAACCUUCACAACUCAAUACGUGACGACCGGUAUCUAGUUGGUCGUAGGCUUCAUAACUUUGGAGAAGCAAUCGAAGAGAAGCAAAACGAAGCAGGGACAUCCUCGGAAGUGCAGGGCUCUAACUUCGAAACCAACGGGCUAAUCCGGUACGACCGAGAAGUUGAUAUAGGACUCCGGCUAAGGCACGUUAACCGAGUUGAUGCCUGAUUUCCUAGACAAAUCAGUAGGUCUUGGUCUUGGUCUUAAUCGAUGCCGGUUUAUGAAGCUUUAGAUAUAUACGUCCCGAUUUAGUAUUGGUUUUGAACGUCACCUCCGUGGGAUGUGGAUGGUAACAAACGGUAUUCAAGUAUCUGUUGUUAGAGUUGUCUUCGAGUUUGUGCAUAUAAUGCUUUCUUAAAAUAGUAAAUUAGAGUACAUGAAUGCAAAAUUGUCUUAAUAUACUCACAUGUUUUUACCUCGCGUUUAGUUUUCGUCCAUCGUUGGGUGUUAACGCCCAUCAAU
Messenger RNA from Malus domestica (apple), 3746 nucleotides. RefSeq names its product probable E3 ubiquitin ligase SUD1. Gene Ontology annotation, molecular function: zinc ion binding. The record is from RefSeq and is a predicted model, not a curated record. NCBI's taxonomy places the organism in Eukaryota, Viridiplantae, Streptophyta, Magnoliopsida, Rosales, Rosaceae. Gene Ontology annotation, cellular component: endoplasmic reticulum membrane.